Molecule: messenger RNA, 1528 nt
Organism: Salvelinus sp. IW2-2015
Lineage: Eukaryota; Metazoa; Chordata; Actinopteri; Salmoniformes; Salmonidae
Source: RefSeq, a predicted model, not a curated record
AGGAUGGGAAGCCUGAUCUGCUGCUGGUCAAAGAGGAGYCAAUAGAAGAUGGACCAGAGAGCAUUGAUCUGCUGAGUGGAUUAAAGAUGAGGGAGCAAGGUGGUUGGCUGGAGGCUAACAGAGGAGACUGGGCAGCCAUCUUGGAUUCCCAGACUCAGAUGGGUGCAGCCAAGGACUCAGGGGACAACAUCACCGAGCAGGCCAGGACCAGAGGCAACAUAGUGGAGUCUGAGGACCUGCUGAUAUCUGGUGUUGCUGGUGGGAGAYACUGGACCUCUGAAGCAGCUGGUCGCAAACCCUGGCCCCAGAUCAGAACCCUGGAUCAGGAGCCGUCGCUCUUCCUUCCCAAGUCGGAACCAGGACCCAACCAAGAGGGACAGAGACUCCACACAGAACACAACCAGUGGACAAGUGGACUGAACAACCUCAGUCCUGGUGGACAUCAGAGAGACAGAUGCUCCAGUCAGGGAUCUAGUCUGCAGCCCAGACCCUUCUCUUUACAGUCUCAGUGCAGGGAUGGAGCAGGUCCUGGGGCUGAUAGAGAUAGACCCUCGUGUUCCUUUGAUACAAACACCACAGUAUCCAUGAUGAACAGAGCAGGUCACCCUGGGAUUCAGCCUUCACAGAGAAUGGUGGAAGACCCCCCUGGUGGUAGUCUUUCAGGAAGUCUGUCUUCUCCUUCAGGAUCUAGUCUAAUGCUUGGUGACUGGGUUCAUAGAAGGCCUGGACCUGGGUCUAGCCUUCCUCAACUACCUCAUGGUUACCCCACCAAUACAGACAGGGUCAGGAUGGGUGUUCACCACAAGAGGUACCUAGCCUUUAACACAUCACACAAUCCUAACAACACCCAAACAAUGACUAGAGGUCAAGGAGGGAGCUCAAAGACUAACCACCUGAGGGUGGUGGCUCCUGCUUCUACUUCCUCUGGUGUCAUUGGGUCACAACGUGGGAAGCCAGGCAUUAGGACGGACGCUGACAAGCCGUACGCCUGCCCCACGUGUGGGAAGCGCUUCACCGAGGCGACUUAUGUGAAGAGGCACCAGACCGUUCACACCAAGGAGAGGCCCUUCAAGUGCAAACUAUGUUACAAGAGCUUCUCAUUCCUGAGUAACCUUAUCAGACAUAGGAGUGUUCACAAUGGGGAGAAAUCGUAGCAGUGUGGUUUUAGAUGUACACAGGGGAUAUCAGGGAACCAUUCUUUAGCUGACAUAUUAUAGUUAUGAUGUGAAGUGUCUUGGGGUAAGAGGUUUUUUUGGAUUACUAAGUCCCUCAGUUGAGCAUCUAGGUAUGCAGUCUUUCUCACAUGAAACAGACUUCUUUUUUGGUGUGCUGGCAUACUUAUUGUCAUUGAAGUGUUUGUCUCUGAAUUUGUCUGUUCUAUURAUAACAAAUAUACUGUCCCUCUUUUGUAUAACACCACCUUCCCCCCAAAAAACAUUAUUUGACAUAAUCAGGUGGUACCUAUUCCUUUAUGUACUAUAAAUAGGUGAUCAAAUCUGUUAAUACAUGAUAAUUCAUGUUCUUUUGA